Molecule: messenger RNA, 1398 nt
Organism: Melitaea cinxia (Glanville fritillary)
Lineage: Eukaryota; Metazoa; Arthropoda; Insecta; Lepidoptera; Nymphalidae
Product: proton-coupled amino acid transporter-like protein pathetic
Exons: 9
Coding region: 1-1353 (450 amino acids)
Biological process (GO): amino acid transmembrane transport
Cellular component (GO): vacuolar membrane
Molecular function (GO): amino acid transmembrane transporter activity
Source: RefSeq, a predicted model, not a curated record
AUGAGUCAGCCGAAAAGAAAUAAUAUUCUGAAGUCGAUUAGGAUCAGAAUCGAACUAGCAUAUAAUGGAUCUAGGGAAGAUCUGGAUCCCUACGUGCCUGCGGACCACAGACCGUUGGAAUCAAAUACAUCGAGCUUCGGAGCGCUGGCACAUUUGUUAAAAGCAUCUUUGGGGUCAGGAGUCCUGGCAAUGCCACUUGCUUUCAAGAACGCUGGUCUCCUGGUUGGUGUCAUCGGAACUAUGGUCAUUGGCUUCGUUUGUGCUCAUGUCAUCCAUGUUUUGGUUAAAACGUCGCAACAGCUUUGUGUUGAAAUCAAAAAGCCGUGCUUGGGAUAUGCGGACACAUGCGAUUUGGUGUUCCAAAAUGGACCCAAACCUGUCAGAAAAUACGCACCCUAUGCCAGGGAGCUGGCGGACUGGGCGCUGGCUGUGACACACUUAGGCGCCUGCUGCGUCUAUAUCGUUGUAGUUGCAGAGUCGUUUAAACAGGUGUCAGAUGUCUACGGCGGUCCAAGUUGGUCAGUGACAGCGUUCUGUGCCUUGACGCUAGUUAUACUAAUACCGUUGACACAAAUAACAAAACUGAAAUAUUUAGUGCCAUUCUCAGCGUUAGCGAACUUUGUUUGGCUGACUUCUAUUUGUAUAUCUAUAUACUACUGCCUAAGAUCACCCCCACCACUGUCAUCAAGAAACCUGGCUACGUCAAUAUCUGGACUACCUAAUUUUAUAAGCACAAGCCUGUUCGCGAUGGAGGGCAUAGGUGUGGUUAUGCCAAUAGAAAAUGAAAUGAUCAAACCGCAACAGUUUCUAGGCUGCCCAGGCGUGCUUAACACUGCUAUGAGCGCAGUCGUAGCUUUGUACGCCUUUGUCGGAUUCAGUGGAUAUUUGAACUUUGGAGAUGAAGCCCGAGGCAGUCUAACGCUUAAUUUACCGCAAGACGAAAUAUUAGCACAAGUCGCAAAAAUUUUGGUGGCAUGUGUGAUGAUAUUGUCAUACGCUCUUAUAUUCUACGUACCGGUUGAUGUGAUUUGGAGGAGAAUCAAAAAUAAAAUCCCCGCUAGAAGUCAUCGAUGGGGAUUAUCUGGAUUGAGGCUGGCUGGGACACUUUUUACAGUGGGCCUGGCCUGCGCUAUCCCAAGAUUGGAACUCUUUAUGGAAUUAGUGGGUGCUGUAUGUCUAUCUAUCAUGGGUCUCUCGCUCCCAGCCAUCGUGGAAACUGUAUGGCGAUGGGGCAAGGACCUGGGACCCUACAAAUGGAUCUUAUGGAAGAACUGCAUUAUAGUAUUAUUUUCAUUAGUAGCGCUAGUAUCCGGAGUAACAUUUUCCAUUAAAACUAUGAUUGAUAAUUUGUGAUACUUAUAAUUUAUAAAUUUGUAAAUAGAUUUUAAUUUUAUUACA